Messenger RNA from Macrosiphum euphorbiae (potato aphid), 1551 nucleotides. The record is from the annotation of a GenBank genome assembly. NCBI's taxonomy places the organism in Eukaryota, Metazoa, Arthropoda, Insecta, Hemiptera, Aphididae.
AUGUUGGAAUCAGAGAUCCCUGAACACAGAUCUCAAAUCACCAUCUCCUUGAAGGUAUCUACGGAGCUCAACCUGGCAAUAUUGUAUAACCAAUUAGAAUGGCUACAACGAAUAAUCGCAUAUUGCUUGAGAUUUAAGUACAAUUGCCGAGCGAAAAACGAACCCAUGUAUGGAUCCAUUACUGUGGGGGAGCUUCAAGGCGCGCUGAAUGUACUUCUAACACAGGCUCAGAAGCGGUAUUUUUUGGAAGAAAUGAACCUUUUAGCUCGGGGUCAACAUAUCCGAACGAGCAGUAAGCUGAGGUCUCUGACCCCAUUCAUUGAUGCAGCUGGGAUCCUGCGAGUUGGUGGCCGGUUACAACAUGCGCAUGCGAGUUUUGAUGAACGCCACCCCAUUAUACUCAAUGCCGAUGAUCCACUCACAAGGCUGCUAGUCGAUUACGAGCAUCGACGAUUGAUGCACGCUGAACCCCAACACCUAUUGGCUUCACUCCAGCGGCGAUAUUGGAUAUUCGGUGGACGAAAUGCAGUGCGUCUUCACACGCACAAGUGUAUGAAGUGCUACAGAUGGAAAAUUAAGGCAGCUACUCAAUUGAUGGGAUCUUUGCCAGCCGCCAGGGUGAACCCAUCUCCAUCAUUUCAUGUCACAGGCUUUGAUUACGCUGGUCCAAUAUCCAUAAGGUAUGGAGGAAUAAGGAGCAGGGUCCUCACCAAGGCGUACGUGGCACUUCUCGUUUGCUUUAGCACUCAUACCAUUCACCUAGAACUGGUAUCAGACCAAACUAGCUUGACAUUCCUUGCAGCACUGCGCAGAUUCAUAUCUCGCAGAGGAAGGCCGAUUCAAAUCCAUUCCGACAAUGGGACAAAUUGUAUAGGAGCCAACAGAUUAUUGGGUGAGUUCCUAAACAAUAAUUCUCUAAGGAAGGGGAUAUUAGAAUACUCACACAAAGAAGGGAUAGACUGGCGAUUUAUUCCCCCUCAUGCCCCCCAUUUUUUAGGCCUAUGGGAAGCCGGAGUGAAAUCAACAAAGUUUCAUCUACGAAGAUGCAUCGGAGACAGUAUACAUAAUUUCGAAGAGCUACACACAGUACUAGUGCAAAUUGAAGCGGUGCUGAAUUCAAGGCCCGUGAUGGCAGUUUACGAUGAUUCUGACAGCCUGGAGGCAUUAACCCCAGGGCACUUUCUAAUUGGACUUCCGUUAACGACUUUCCCAGAGCCAACCCUGCUCAAUGAACCGACAGUAAAUUGUAAAAGACGAAGAUGGGAUCUGGUUCAAAGAAUGUUUCAGCAAUUUUGGCUGCGCUGGCGCCGUGACUAUGUUAACUCUCUUCAGCAACGACCAAAAUGGUCAAGGCCCAUAGCUAAUUUCAAAAUAGGAGAUUUGGUUAUACUAAAGGAGGACCACCAAUCACCCCUGGACUGGCACUUAGGUAGGAUCAUUCAGCUACAUCAGGGAGCUGAUGGACUGGUCCGAGUGGCUACUAUCAAAACCAGGGACAGCACUAUGAAGCGGCCAAUUACGAAACUGGCAAUGCUACCUAACCUAACCUAA